This is a messenger RNA of Nestor notabilis (Kea), 3399 nucleotides long. RefSeq names its product ankyrin repeat domain 28 (gene ANKRD28). The record is from RefSeq and is a predicted model, not a curated record. NCBI's taxonomy places the organism in Eukaryota, Metazoa, Chordata, Aves, Psittaciformes, Psittacidae. Gene Ontology annotation, molecular function: protein binding. Gene Ontology annotation, cellular component: ciliary inversin compartment. Bases 284 to 2983 code for a protein of 899 amino acids. Gene Ontology annotation, biological process: protein localization to ciliary inversin compartment. The transcript is spliced from 25 exons.
UUUUGUUACAGGAGCUAGAGUUAAUGCCAAAGACAGCAAAUGGUUGACUCCUUUACACAGAGCUGUGGCAUCUUGUAGCGAGGAUGCUGUUCAGGUGUUGUUAAAGCAUUCAGCAGAUGUCAAUGCUCGUGACAAGAACUGGCAGACACCCCUACAUAUAGCAGCUGCAAACAAAGCUGUGAAAUGUGCUGAAGCUUUGGUGCCUCUCCUAAGCAAUGUCAAUCUGUCUGAUCGAGCAGGUAGAACAGCAUUGCAUCAUGCAGCCUUCAGUGGACAUGUUGAGAUGGUCAGCUUACUGUUAUCUAGAGGGGCCAAUAUUAAUGCAUUUGACAAGAAAGACAGACGAGCCAUCCAUUGGGCAGCAUAUAUGGGUCAUAUUGAAGUUGUGAAAUUGCUUGUGGCCCAUGGAGCUGAAGUGACAUGCAAAGACAAGAAAUCAUAUACACCCUUACAUGCUGCAGCGUCUAGUGGGAUGAUAAGUGUAGUCAAAUAUCUUCUAGAUCUUGGAGUUGAUAUGAAUGAACCAAAUGCCUAUGGAAAUACACCUCUCCAUGUAGCUUGCUACAACGGGCAAGAUGUUGUAGUGAACGAACUCAUAGACUGCGGUGCUAAUGUAAAUCAAAUGAAUGAGAAGGGUUUUACACCUCUGCACUUUGCUGCUGCGUCAACACAUGGAGCGUUGUGUUUAGAGCUUUUGGUCUGUAACGGAGCAGAUGUAAAUAUGAAGAGUAAAGAUGGGAAAACACCUUUGCACAUGACAGCUAUCCAUGGUAGAUUUUCAAGAUCCCAAACCAUCAUUCAAAAUGGAGCUGAAAUAGACUGUGAAGAUAAGAAUGGAAAUACUCCUUUGCACAUAGCAGCUAGAUAUGGCCAUGAGCUAUUAAUCAACACUCUGAUUACGAGUGGUGCUGACACUGCAAAGCGGGGUAUACAUGGGAUGUUUCCUCUCCAUUUGGCAGCAUUAAGUGGAUUUUCAGACUGCUGCAGAAAGCUCCUCUCAUCAGGUUUUGACAUUGACACACCAGAUGACUUUGGCAGGACUUGUCUUCAUGCAGCUGCAGCUGGAGGGAAUUUGGAGUGCCUAAAUCUUCUGCUAAAUACUGGUGCAGACUUCAACAAAAAGGACAGAUUUGGAAGAACUCCACUCCAUUAUGCUGCUGCCAAUUGUAAUUAUCAGUGCCUGUUUGCCCUUGUGGGAUCUGGAGCUAGUGUGAAUGACCUUGAUGAGAGGGGUUGUACACCUCUGCACUAUGCAGCUGCAUCAGACACUGAUGGAAAGUGCCUGGAAUACUUGCUAAGAAAUGAUGCCAAUCCGGGGAUCCGAGACAAACAAGGAUACAAUGCAGUACAUUAUUCAGCUGCUUAUGGACAUCGCUUAUGUCUUGAACUGAUUGCAAGCGAAACGCCUCUAGAUGUUCUAAUGGAAACAUCAGGUACUGACAUGCUGAAUGAUUCUGACAACAGAGCACCUAUAAGUCCACUGCAUUUAGCUGCCUAUCAUGGCCACCAUCAAGCUCUGGAAGUCCUGGUACAGUCGCUGCUGGACCUUGAUGUGAGGAAUAAUAAUGGAAGGACACCACUGGAUCUUGCUGCCUUUAAGGGACAUGUGGAAUGUGUAGAUGUGCUCAUUAACCAGGGAGCAUCAAUCUUAGUGAAAGAUUAUGUUGUAAAGAGGACCCCAAUACAUGCUGCAGCUACCAAUGGUCAUUCAGAAUGUUUGCGGCUAUUGAUAGGAAAUGCAGAGCCACAGAACGCAGUGGACAUUCAAGAUGGAAAUGGACAGACUCCUCUGAUGUUGUCAGUUCUCAAUGGGCACACUGACUGUGUUUAUUCACUCCUUAACAAAGGAGCAAAUGUAGAUGCCAAAGAUAAGUGGGGAAGGACAGCAUUACAUAGAGGGGCAGUUACUGGGCACGAGGAGUGUGUGGAAGCAUUGCUUCAACAUGGUGCUAAGUCCUUAUUACGAGACUGUAGGGGACGAACCCCUAUACAUUUGUCAGCUGCAUGUGGACAUAUAGGUGUUCUAGGAGCUCUCCUGCAGUCAGCUGCAUCUGCGGAUGCAGUACCUGCAAUAGCAGACAAUCAUGGCUAUACAUCACUGCAUUGGGCCUGCUAUAAUGGUCAUGACAGUUGUGUAGAGCUCCUCCUGGAACAGGAGAUUUUCCAGAAAAUGGAAGGAAAUUCUUUCAGCCCAUUGCAUUGUGCUGUGAUAAAUGACAAUGAGGGUGCUGCAGAAAUGUUAAUUGAUACACUAGGUGCUGGUAUUGUAAAUUCAACAGAUUCAAAAGGAAGAACUCCUCUUCAUGCAGCAGCUUUUACAGAUCAUGUUGAGUGUCUACAGCUUCUGCUCAGCCACAAUGCUCAAGUAAAUGCUGUAGAUUCUUCUGGGAAAACACCUUUAAUGAUGGCUGCAGAAAAUGGACAGACAAAUACAGUUGAGGUGCUGGUUAGCAGUGCUAAGGCUGAUCUGACUUUGCAAGACAGUUCUAAGAACACAGCACUCCAUUUGGCUUGCAGCAAGGGUCAUGAAACUAGUGCCUUGUUAAUACUGGAGAAGAUUACGGACAGAAACCUCAUCAAUGCCACCAAUGCAGCCUUGCAAACACCUCUGCAUGUUGCUGCUCGGAAUGGACUAACGGUUGUAGUUCAAGAGCUUUUAGGGAAGGGAGCAAGUGUACUUGCUGUAGAUGAAAAUGGUUACACACCAGCUUUGGCCUGUGCGCCCAAUAAGGAUGUGGCUGACUGCCUUGCGCUCAUUCUGGCCACGAUGAUGCCUGUUUCAUCGAGCAGCACAUUACCUUCCCUUACGUUCAAUGCCAUUAAUCAUUACACCAACACCUCAAAAACUGUCACCUUCGAUUCCUUGCCCAUUAUGAGGAGUGACCAUAGCUCCUACUGUACUUUCAACAACAUUGGCAGGGAAGGUGGCUACCCGUACACAGAAGAAGACGAACUCAAUGACUCAGAUUCUGAGACCUAUUAGAAGCUGCGUUUUGUAGGUCUGAAGAGCGCACCUCACGCUGGAAGGUCAGACUUGUGCUGUCAUAAAGCUACCAGCGUCUGAACACAAAACGAGGACAGACCUCGGAGAAGAUGUUUUUUAUGUGGUUGCAUAUUAAAAAAUUAAAAUCCGUGAGACUCUAGGAGGAUUUUUAAGAGCUUAUUUUGCAGAAGAAGCAUAAAUUCUUGAAUAAGUACUUGGAAUCCAUGGCAAAAAAAAAAAAAGAAUGUCCAACUGUUUUAUUUAUCUGUAUUCUACCAUUCUGUUUCUGGUGCCGGGAGUAAUUUCUGCAGACUGGGCACCCUACUUGAUGUAAAUGAACGACACUAUUGUACAACGCAAAGGAUGCUAGAUUUAGAUAUUAUAAAUGAAACUAAAACCGUUUUGAAGGCAAUAAA